Molecule: messenger RNA, 5907 nt
Organism: Zerene cesonia (dogface butterfly)
Lineage: Eukaryota; Metazoa; Arthropoda; Insecta; Lepidoptera; Pieridae
Gene: Lrch
Product: leucine-rich repeat and calponin homology domain-containing protein
Exons: 11
Coding region: 36-2585 (849 amino acids)
Molecular function (GO): protein binding
Source: RefSeq, a predicted model, not a curated record
GAAUAACGUCAGUUGUAUUUCAGUUUAAAAAGAAUAUGGCCGUGUUAGGCCCAAAUGUGAGUGUAAAUAUGAACGGUCAUAAUAAUAUUCAUAGUCAGUUAUCAAAAUCUUUAGAACGAAUUUUGGAAGACGCUUGUUUAAGUGGUGAAUUAAAAUUAAGCGGACGUAAGUUGCGAGAGUUUCCAAAACCAGUGAAGUUUGACUUGAGUGAUACAGUUAUUGCUGAUUUAUCAAAAAACCGAUUUUGUGAAUUGCCCGAUGAAGUGACCACAUAUAUAUUUUUAGAGAAGUUAUUACUAUCACAUAACAUUAUAAGGAGUAUACCUGAUGCCGUUGGAGGCCUUCAGUCACUCACGUAUUUAGAUUUAAGUUCAAAUCAGCUCACGGAGCUCCCACGAGAAGUAUGCCAGAUGCCACUGCAAGUGCUCCUGGUGCAGGACAACAUGCUGUUGAGCCUGCCGAAGGAGAUCGGCAAGAUGACGACGCUGGCCGAACUGGACGCGUCGAACAACAGACUGACACAGGUGCCGAUGACGCUCGGCGACUGCACCGGGCUCAGGUGCUUGAAUCUGAGCAAUAACCAACUUGGAUUGCUGCCACUACAAAUCACAUACCUCCGACUAGAGCACCUAGAUGUAAGCUGCAAUUGUAUCUCUUCACUACCCCUGGAACUGCGCAAUAUGUCGUCCAUCGUCACAUUAAACCUGGAUAAUAACCCACUAGUUUCACCGCCUACAACCAUAUGCAUGCGCGGGCGCGUGCACAUAUUCAAAUACCUGGAGAACAUGGCGAAUAAAGACUCCAUGGCACACCGUCGUGUGGACGACACCCGACGGUCAACAAAACACGCGUCUUUCAAUUCGCCCGGACAAGGCCAGAUCACAUCUGGUAACGCUACCAUUGACUGUUUGAGGCAUAAACCCAGGCAUGUUGUUGAUAGCGGAUAUUGUACUGAUGGCGUGGAAAAGAGGUGGUCGAAUGAUGCGGGUGGUGAGGCAGGAGGAGGAUCAGGUCGGUCCACGCCGAGCACGCCGUCCACGCUCUCUCCGGGCGCGGCGCUAUCCCGUGCGCAGUCACUGUCCAGCGAGUCCCCCCUCGCACCCCUCACACCCAUCCUCACCGGCGUCCGUAUAUCACCCGAAGGGAACGGCGAGGAUAAGAGUAAAUUAGCACAACAACAGACAUACAGACAAUACAAAGAAGCCUUAAGACAGCAGCGCCAACAAGACGUGUACCGCCCCCGCACCGACCAGCCCUCCCCCGAGCUAGACUCCUCGCCCCAAUCCCAAAACCAAAGUCCAGUGCACUUCCAGAAGUCCGGCUCGCCGGUCAACGGAUACAGUAACGUAUCGUACAACAGAUCGCUAUCCUCCAACUCACCGAACAAUUCCAACGUGCCAAACUCCCCCCUCCUCCACUCGACCCCGCGGCGGUUUCAGAGCCAAAACGGCGUGGAGAAGCUGGAGGAGAACAAGCGGCCCGUGCAAAAGGUCGUGCCGUCACGUAACGUCGCCAAAACAACGUUCACGCCCAUCAAUGGGAACGUUGAUUACGCGCGGGUCAACGGUACAGACGCCGCGGUGUACACGAAACCAACGUCACCGACAAAAUCACCAACGAACACAUUAGGGUAUAAGUCGAAUAUUCCCAGGCAGAACGGGGACGCGAAACUGUUAACAACAUCGGUGUCGUAUUUGAAAGGUGGUGGGGCGAAGCCGCCGAACAAAAUGGCGUGGAAUAAAGAGGCGGUGCCCGAUAAGCUCAGCUUCACUAUGAAGAGGGAGUUCGAUAAACAGAAGGAAGAGUCGGAUCUGUUGCACCAGUUGAGAACGAUAAUCGAGAGCCGGCUGAAGAUGUCGCUGCCGGAGCAGCUGGCGCCGGUGCUGGCGGACGGCGUGGUGCUGUGCCACCUCGCCAACCAGCUGCGCCCGCGCGCCGUCGCCUCCGUGCACGUGCCCUCGCCCGCGCAGCCAAAGCUUACAAUGGCCAGGUGUCGAAGAAACGUGGACAACUUUCUGGAGGCGUGUCGAAAAAUUGGUGUCGAAGAGGACGCGAUCUGCUCGCCAGAGGACAUUCUGUGCCACCACCCGGAGCUCCAGGGCGCUGGGUGCAGUACAUUGGUCCCUCUCUCGUACACGAUCGCCGCCCUGGAACACGCGCACCGCCACCGCGAUAGCCCCCCCGAAGCGAUAGAGGUCAAUUACGAACGCGCCAACUCGAGGUACAACGAGGACAGGUAUAUAGCCAAUUUCAAUUACACCAUCGACGAGCUCGACGAGGACGACACCUAUCCGGAUGCGUACAACAGGAUACAGUUCGUCACGCCGUUCUGCAAACGCGGAGACGUCCUCACCGGGGAGACUAUGGAGAUAUACGACACGGACGAGGUGGACUUCCCUGUUGCCAUGCGAGAGGAGGACCUCCAGAGAUACGACAGGGGCAAAAUGAACCUCCACAUCGAGGGCAACUUGAACGCGCCGGUCCACGAGACCGCCAAGGAGUUUGAAAAUCGAAUUUUCUUCACGCUCCUGUGCCUCGGAAGUUUCGUCGUAUCCACUAUUGUUCUCAUAUUGUACCCUCUGUAACUAAGUGUCGGGACUUUUGGAUGGUUCGCCGUAUACGCCGGUGUUUCGAUUUGUCACAAAUUUGCCUUAUUAAACAGUGUAACUGUGAUCCGUUAACGUGAGUGAGGCUGUACAGAAUUGAUCGUUGAGACUGAUGAAAUGAUAAGUAUUGCAUUGCAAGGGACUUUGUCUCGUGUUAGGUUCGAUUCGACAGUAUUAUCAGAAGCAUAUCAAGCGAUCGUGGCUAGAUUUUUAUUUCAAACAAUGUAUGAAUGGAAUUUAUUAGAAAUGUAUGCAUUUUUGCGCUUUAAGGUUCUUUUAGGUACUUAUUGACAUGUUCCGAUUGUAGUUCUUGGCUGAAUAAGGCUAUGCACAUUAUUAAUGUCGGCACUGUAGAGGAUUUUCUAAUAUGAACUAAAAUGUUGUUUAUGCUUGACUUUUAAUAUAUUUCGCAUUGAAAUUUGUAUGUUUAUUAACCGUCUGUUAUAGUUUUAAGAUAUAUUUGAUUCAUUCCUAAUACAGGCAUUUUGAUAGAUAUAGUGUUGCAUUUGUAUAAAUUGCUUUUUGAUUGUUUAUCGGAAAAAUGUUUUGUUUGCUUGAUUUUAUUUUCGAUGGAUCUCAGUUUUGGUUGACAUAAUUUAUUGUGUAAGUGUACAUUUAUGUUGUUCUCUUUCAACGCUACAAUUACGUAAUUCACUUAAGAAAAUGCCGAUAGCGGAUCAAAAUACGCCAAAUUAAGUUCCUAAAGCAACAUGAAAUUGAUAGAAAGAUUUAGACAUCACUUUUAUUGGUAGUGUUCACAUAACGAUAAGACAAUGGUGCUUUUACGAUGCUGUUUCUGAUCUGAAUUAUGUAAUUUUAGUUCUUUACAAGGUUUGGUGCAUUUAUAUCCACAUGGUAGGUAGUAUUGCACUUUAAAAUUUAAGAAUUUUAUACAUUUUAGGUGUUAGACAUUAAGUUUUAUCUACAAGCUAUGAGAUGCGAAUGGUAAUUAAAAAAAAUAUAUUCUAAAUUUUACUGCCGAUUCGUAGGUUGCACUUUUUAUAAUAGUCGAACGUGUAUGUUAUGAAUUUUACAUGUCUUUUGAUAUAACAUUUGCUGGCUCUUUAAUUAAAUCUGUUUUAGAGUAUUAUCUUAUUUAUAAAAUAUUACCAUUUUUAUCGCAUACCUUCCUUAAUUCGGAAUAUUAUGUUUACGGUAAUUUAAAUCCUCUACAAACCACAUACUUCCAAAGUACAAUAACAAUAUAAAUAAAUGUUGGUGCGUGCAACAUAGUAACGAAGAGUAUAUGUAUGAUAUAUACAUUUUAUAUUAAACCCACUUAUGUGUUAAAUGUUUCUUAUUAAAUAAGAAUUGUAUGCCUUAAUGGAAUUCAUAUCUAUUGUAUGUGAUGCAAACACUUAUUUAUGCUUUACUAUAGACCGUUUUACAGCGAAGUAAUAUAGUCGGAUUUUCCUAAAAAUAUAGGGAUUUUGAACUUAAAGUCAAAUGUUGUAAAAUUAAUUGACGAAAAGUGAAUUAAUUUCCUUGAUACUCCAGUGCGGGGUCGUGGAAUAUCGCUUUUGAAUCAUACAACACGUAAUCGAUUAUUUCAAAGGUAUAUCGACUGCUUUAAUAUCACAAUUUUAAUAUUCUAAAAAAACUAACAUUAUGUUAGAAUUUUUGUUAAAUGCUGUAAAAGGUCGUUUUAGUAGUGAGUAGUGAUAAUUAGACUGUUUUUUGAGGCUUUUCGAAAUAAUAUUUGUAAAAGACACGUUUUAUUAAUUUAUAAAAUUAACCUACUUAUUACUAUACGUAAUAAAUAACUUAAGCCAAUCGGAGACCGAAUAUUGCCAACUAACAUUUUUAAUGUUUAAGAUUUUUUAUUGCAUUUAAUCGUAGACUAUUAAAACUAAUUUACAAUAUAGUGGUUGUUGUAGGCAGCUUUAACUGACGGGAGUUAUCUGAAAAUCGAAAGUAGGUAGCGUUUUCAGAGUAUGCUGCAUUACACUUUUAAUUUAAAAUUGCGAGAAAAUUUUCCGCCAGGCCAUUAAUAAAUUUAACGAGAAAACUCAGCAUAUCACCAAAUAUAAUAAUGGUGAUUACUUGAUUAUGGUGACUCGUAUUAUUUCAUAAUAAACGAUAUAAUCAUUUGCAUUUUGAUUUAAUAAUGUAAAUUUUAAGUUCAUAUUCGAUGGAUUCAUUUAAUAUGGCACAUGUUUAUGUUAAAAUUGCUAUCCAGAUUUGUGUUUUGUAACAAAUUAUAAACAAAUAACGAGCAUUCCAAAGAUGUUAUUACAUUCAAAGACUGUAGACCUGGAGUGUUAACGUGAGGUCGUAAGUAGUCCAAAUUCGAGUGUGGGUAAGUGAUGGUGCUAGGCGAUCUAUAUUGCUCUUUCUACCUCGUCUUUUUCCCACACCACAAUUAGUACUGCUUUAAGACGUCACUCGCCCCCUGUACUUUUUAUUUACUUUAUAAUAGAUUCAUAUAGGUACACAAUGAAUAUAGGAGCUGGUUUUAAAAUUAGCGCUUUUUUAUUUCCCGCAUAAAUAUCUUGGAGAAUAUUUCUCUAAUUGCAGUGUUUUGUUUUUUAUUAAAGAUUAGAAUAAAUAAAUAAACACGAAAAAGGCUUUUUAAUACGAGUAUUUUUUUCUAAUAUUAAGAAUAACCGAAGCUUUUCCGUAUGUUUUUGAGCUUUAAAAUUACAAGUACAAUUUUAAUAUAUUCUGUAUACAACUAUAUAGAGAUAACGUUAUAUAUAAUAAUGAUUUAUGCUUUCUUAUUGUAUUAGUUUGUUUUGGUGCUUGGGUGUGUAUUUUACGACUGGUUUUGAAUUAAUCUAUUUUUUCUUUAACUUUGUAUAGAUUCUAUUCUUUAAUAUAUUUUCGGAGUAUAAUAUGUUGUUACUAUUAAUCGAGAAACAAUAUAAUUUUAUAGACUUUAGUUUUAUCCAGUCAGUAUUUCUUUUCUUAUGUUUUUAUAUAAAUCUAAGUACACGACAAACAGCAACACAGUAUCAUUAAAUUGCUUUUGAUUCCAAAACAAUUAAAUGAAUUGUAAUAAGAAGAUUGUUUGUUAAUUACAUAAAUCCAUUCUGUGACUGUCUUCUAUGUCUAUUACAUUAUAAUGCAAUAUUUCUAAAACAUAACUUCUAAUGUAUUCAAGUAUUUGAAAAUAUAAAACCAGUCUUUUAUCAAAUUCCAUUUACAAUUAGCAUUAAUUUUGUGUAACGUUAAAUUGUCGUUGUUUUAUUUAUUACAUUUUAAGUUUUUUUUUUGCAUUUCUUAUUAUCAUUGGAGAUAUGUUUGGUGUAUGUUUUGAAAUAUUUUCUUUUGGCAAUGUGUAUUUUUUUCAUAUGUACUU